Messenger RNA from Saccoglossus kowalevskii, 1170 nucleotides. Its product is annotated as somatostatin receptor type 2-like. The record is from RefSeq and is a predicted model, not a curated record. NCBI's taxonomy places the organism in Eukaryota, Metazoa, Hemichordata, Enteropneusta, Harrimaniidae. Gene Ontology annotation, molecular function: neuropeptide binding; G protein-coupled receptor activity. Gene Ontology annotation, cellular component: plasma membrane; neuron projection. Gene Ontology annotation, biological process: neuropeptide signaling pathway.
AUGUACCUAAACGCUACGAUUGCCGACUAUCAAACGGACGUCUAUGCGUACGACAAACUUAACUACAGCACUUCCAACAAUACUAUCGACGACUUCAUCAACCCGUUCGCAUCCAUACUCUGGUUGAAAACCAUUUUCAUCCCAACUAUUUUUGGCGUAAUUUGCUUCAGCGGUCUCCUUGGUAACGGAAUAGUUGUGUGCGUACUGAUGAGGUACUCUGACUUAAAAACUGUACCCAACGUGUACAUCCUGAACCUAGCGUCAGCCGAUCUCCUAUUCAUGCUCGGAAUACCGUUCUUAGCGUACCAAUACACUGGUAAAACAUGGUUGUUUGGUAAAGCCAUGUGCAAGCUUGUGAUGGGAAUAGACGGCAUUAAUAUGUUUGCAGGUAUAUUUACAUUAACCGCUAUGUGUAUUGAUCGAUAUCUGGCGAUAGUCAACGCUAUCGAGUCGAUGACGUACCGAACGGUUAACUCGGCGAGACUUACUUGUAUAUUCAUAUGGAUUUUAGCGGUCAUGGCGACUCUGCCUCUAUGGAUAUAUGCCGACACUAAGCCCGGCCCCGCUGCAAGCGUCAGAUGUGAUAUAUAUUUUGCAAACGAGGUGAUCCACAACGCUUUUAUAAUCUACGGUUUUAUUAUCGGCUUUGCACUGCCCCUACUUGUCAUCUCACUGUGUUAUUUCCGCAUCCUUAUUUACUUGAACAGAGGCACGCCGUCAACGUACCGGACUAGUAAACGUCACAGUAAACGAUCAUCGCUCGGCCGUGCUGGAAUCAUUGUUAUGCUAGCAGUGGCGCUAUUUACUGUAUGUUGGUUACCAUUCUGGGUAAUUCAAUUCAUUACUACGUUCAACGCCGCUCCAAAUAAUUUGUAUUCCGUUGACUUUAUCAUCGUAUAUUAUUCCUCGAUGUGUCUGAGUUACGCCAACAGCUGUCUUAAUCCAGUCGUUUACACGUGCGCGGGUGGAAAUUUUCGUCAAAAGUUAAUUCGAAUGUGUUUAGGAAGAAAACGUAUUGACUACUAUACUAGUCAUAAUAGUUAUUUUCGACGUUCUAGCGCAUGCGUGGAGGAUGUCGUAUGCGAGCUACCCACUAUGACUACUACGAUGUCCUCACAACAGGUUGGUCUUAUCACUUGUGCCAACGAAAUAGUAGACAAUCAAUUAUAG